Molecule: messenger RNA, 4934 nt
Organism: Rhipicephalus microplus (southern cattle tick)
Lineage: Eukaryota; Metazoa; Arthropoda; Arachnida; Ixodida; Ixodidae
Molecular function (GO): calcium ion binding; protein binding
Source: RefSeq, a predicted model, not a curated record
UGAAACCACCACGUUGCCCCCAAGCAUUACAUUAUUUAUGGUAACUGGCACAGACGGUUUUCUAACAAGGCUCACAGAGGCAACAUUUACGUCACGAACACAAGCUAUAGCUCCAAGCAAAGCCGCAGCACCACCUCAUGCCGACGUUGUUGCCACAGAGAUACCAUUCUUUCAGCACGCUCCAUCUUUAUCUCCUAGCGCUGCAGGUGGAAGCAGUCAGGCAGGCACAAGCUCGCCAUCUAAACCAAUAAAGCCAGGUUCCAUUAUUGACCUCGCAGAUGUGCUCGGAGGAAAUGCUAAUAUUGGCGGAAAUAUCGGAGAAGCCAUCAAAGGCAUAGUUCACCUUUUGUCUAAUGGCAAGAAGAAUGGUACUGAUGGCUCAAGUGACCUUCAUCCAAGUCAAGUGAAGGAGGACGUGCCGCUUCCACCUAGUGAUGGUGUGACAGUAAGUAACAUUGAAGAGCCUGUUUACAUACCGGUUGGCGCAAUCGCGUCCGAUAUGUCGGCCGCUGAGCGAAGUCAAGUGCAUAGUGACUCCUUCGAUGGUCCAGCUCUCACUUCGCUCUUGCAUGGAAAGCCAUCCAUUAUGGGAGAGGGCUUCCACACAGACGUGUUUACCGGGGCGGAAACUGUGUUCAUUCUUCCUACGGACGCCCACUACGAUGAUGACACAGGGGAUGGAGAGGACGUUCCGGAGCGAGUUGACAAGGACACAUCUGUACACCUUGUCGGUAGCGUCCAGAAGGCCUCGGCUCCUACCACUGAGGCCACACCGGCGUUGGACGCUAACACAGAUGUCAUAACCGGAGACAAGACCAUCUUCUUCGAUGACCUUGACAAGCUUACUGAGCUGACACAAAGUGUGGAGGACAACAAGGACGAUGCCACAAUAUCAGACUUGAAUGAACAAUCGAAGGUCAUCGGUGUCCAGACCAUCUUUUUCCCCGACACGAAAGCGCUCCAAUCUUCUCUCGUAAGCGAAGUUCAGAUCACAGGAGCAACCACCAUCUUUGGAGAGGGCUUCACACCCAUCCUGCCAGGUACGCAAGAUUCCUCGGAAGCACUUCUCUCGUCCAUUAAAUCCUCUGUCGUCGGUGGUGCCAAGUCAGUCAGCGGUGCUACGACCAUCUUCUUCCAACUUGAUGGCGAAAGAGUGCCAAUACUACCGUCCGUGUCCACGAGCUUGUCAACCGUGACGCAAUACGUCACGAGUGUGGAGUCUUUCACUCGAACUCUCACGCUCACGACAACAAAGGUGUACUACACGAGAGACAGCCCGCUGACAAUAACAUCUGUAUUUACUACGACCAUACCACCCAGGACUUUUGUGUCGACUAUCAUCGGAAGUCGCACCAUCCUGGGCACCCUGCCCGAACCUUCCGCUUCCGUCGAGGCGCAGCUGACAACGCCUCUUCCGAGCGAAGCCACCACGACGGUCACCACGACAACCCUCAUCUUCAACUCCAUCACAACGACCGUGGUUCGGACGUUGGUGCUUCCAACGGAAAGACCGGAACCGACUCGCUCCUCUUCUAUUAACAACCUGCCGACGACGUCUGUGCAAGUAACGCCCGAGGUCAGGGGAAGAAUUCCGGAGUCCGCCGACAGCAAGUCGCCUCCGACGUUGCGACCUCCUCAGCGGCGCCUCACGACGCCUCGGACGACGACCGCGGCGAUUGGCAAACGCCCGGUAAUCCCGUUCAGAGCUCCGUCCAGACCUCCUGACACGGCGAGCACCAAGCCAGUGCCAACGGGGCCAAAGUUCAAGAUACCGUUCCCAAAACCACCAACCACUACGACGACCACACCGAAGCCGAGCAGGCCUCCAAAGACCAAGCCUGGCAAGGUGACGCCUGUCGAUGGCUAUCCGCCAGUAUGUCUACCGGGAUGCAACGUGGCGAACUACGAGGUCUGCCGCGAGGCACUGGACGGCACGUGGCAGUGUAUGUGCAAGCCGGGCUACGGAAGGCACGAUGGCAACAAGACUUGCACAGAGGUCGAGACGUACGUUGUUAUUCUUCGUGUUGUGAAGAUGGGAGAAUCGGCGGUGUCGUAUCGCACCGAGUUCUCCAACAGCCUUUCCACAGAAUUCCAACAAAUUGCCGACGCAGCUAAGAAAGGAAUGAGCGACGCCUACAAGAAGACGGAUGUGGAGAGCCACUUUGUGACGUCGAACUUGAACAGCAUCUCGGCGGCCGAUGACUUGGACACGGCCGACAGCACUCCGCAAGGCAUCCUGCUAAACUUCACAGUGUCCAUGUCGAGGUCGGAGGCCAUCACCUCCGAGGUGAUACGGGAACAACUGACCCGAUCGCUGCGACAGUCCAACUACAGCAUCGGAAAGAGCCCACUAUUUGUCAGCCCCAACGUUCACGCGGUCGCCGCCGUUCAAGAUUACGACGAAUGCGGCGACUUGGACGCAAACGACUGCGGCCGGUUCGCUGUCUGUGUCAACUUGCCGGGAACGUACACUUGCUUCUGCAAGAGUGGCUUCGAAGACCUCGACCCGCUGCGACCGGGCCGUGUUUGCUCAGGAGAGAUCAAGAACUGCGACCACUGCAACGGCCGCGGAACAUGCCUGGUGAAUGACGAAGGAAAGAGGAGCUGCCGGUGCAACCGCAUGUUCCUUGGACGACGCUGCGAGAUCAACGGUCUGGUGCUGGCGAUAGCCCUACCGAUCGCGCUGGCGCUGCUGGUGAUGAUGCUGUGCUGCCUGGUGUGCCUGUGCCGCCGAUGGAAGCGCCGGGCGCAGCGCGCCAAGGGGCCCUUCCGGCUGGGCGCCGUCAGCCCGCUUGGGGGCACUCUCGACAAGAAGGCCAUGAUCACCGACACGUCGAGCGAGAGCAGCGGAGAACACGCGCUCAAGCACUCCUACGCCUUCGACGGCUUCAUGGUUGGACCAGGACCCGGAAGACCACUGAGUUCCGGAGCCAUCGAUACAGUCGGCCGAGACCAGGUUGACAUGGGGAACAUGCAGAGCAAGCUGCUGUACGUUCUGGAUGGUUCGACGGGUAAUAAUCGGCAGCCAGUGGAAAGCAAGUCGGGUGAAGGUCGAUUUGCUACGCUUCCAGAUACCAACACUUUCAACCGUUGGAAGAACAGCCAAAGCAAGGAAGAGUCAACGGAGACCAAGAAGAAGGGAUCCAAGAAAUCUAGUCCGGCUUCCAGCGAGAAAAAGGCGACUCCCCCAGCUACUGCUACGAUGCAGCGCCGGCCCGACGCCCCAGCGCCUCCUCCGCCACCGCCGCCCGCGCCAAUCACGCCGGGCACGUCCCGAUGGCUCGACAGUUCCAAGCGAGCCGCGGAGCGCCAGCACCUCGUCCAGCAAAAGCAACAGCAGCAACAGCAGCAGCAGCAGAGGGGACAGAAUGACGAUCUUCCCUCGCCGCCAUCGACCUUCUCGCGCGAGAUGGACAAGUUCCGAAGCUCCGUGGCUGGGCCGUCCGAUGACGAUUCGCAGCAGCCGCAGCAACAAGAAGGCCAGGAUGCCUACGGCACCAACACAUUCACCAAGAAGAGCACCAUCUCUGAGGCGGGCCGCUCGUAUGACGAGACGACCAUCCGGCCCGCAGUGAAGAGGCUGCGGCCCCCCGAGGCACCCGACGACGACGCCGUGCCAAGCACUUCACGAGGCGGAGGCGGGGACAAUACUAAAGAUGAAAACAGCCGCUGUGAUGAGUCCGGAAAUGACGUUGGCCCAUCAGCUAGUCCAAUGCAGGGUCUUCGUGCCGACGCCUCGAGAACGCGAAGGACUUCCAAGUCCGGCUCGUCGACAGGAGACUCGGAUGUCGUUGCACGACCUUUUUAGAACUCUUCGGUGGAGAACGUGUCUACAUUCCGCGAAUACACCAGAUUACGACGAUUGGCACAUUAAUCCUAAUCAGAUUAAUUAACGAUGAAUCAUUACCGAGGUGUCAAUUUCGCAUAUAUAGGAGGAGGUUUUCUUUUUUCAUAUGUUUCGCCCCAAUUUAGACGACUGUGCCUUGCUCGAAACGUUUCCAAGCCCUAGGAUGUUCUUCCUCGAAGCUAUGCAACUUUUUAAUGUUCCCACCUCAUAACCUCUCCUUGUGUGAUUGUUGUGCUUACAAGAGUCCCAUACAAAGGUGACUAUGGAUGCUAGUACUGCGAUACCUGCUGACAAUUAUCUAAUGAGUAUCGCUAUAACGUCAGCCGCCUUCUUUUUGCCUCACCUGUAAACUCAGCGCCACUGAGAUUAGAAGAUGCCUAGUUUAUUUUUUGUUUGCAUUUGAGUGCAUGCCACGGCUCGCUUGUACUCGUCGCUGUGUGCUCGUCUUUUCUGACAGUUUCGUUUUGCUUCUACAAAAACUUAGGCUUGCCAUAAGAUUCGAUCACACGCGCACCAUUGUUUUUGUCAGCAAGUGCUUGUACAUAAUAUAGACUAUCAUUGCCUUGUUCCAUUGUAUCAUAAAUGUAACCGGAAUGUGCAUAUGUAAUUACAAGAUGCCUAGUUUUUUUUUUCUCACUUGAGUACUUGUCACGGCUAGCUUGCACUGUGUUGUUUCUAUCAAUAUAGUUAUUUCACUCUUGUACGAACUGAGAAAAUCAAGUUUUGGCAAUAUUUGUUGGGAGUCUUAGCUGCUUAGUUGAAGUACGACUAGCCCGACACUAAGCCUUUCACGAGGAUGCCGUCACUAAUACUAGGGCCGUACGUUAUUGCACGGAAAUAAUUCGCCGCGCUUGCAUGCCUUGCAAAGAGGGCCUUCUCUGUAAAUAGUAUUGAUCUAAUGCUCUCUUUGUUUAGGUGUUCAAGAUGCCACCGAAUUGUUAUCUGUUUUUUUACGCAAGGAGGUGAGAUAACACAUGCCAACUGCUCAUAUUAUUUUUUGUGGCGUAUUUCCCGGCCCCUCAUUAUUUUGACAGAUCCCCUGCUAACCGUGAGAACAAGUGAAUAAAGAUAUGUUUUAAAAGGAAAC